UCGUAUUUGAUUAUGCCUGUCGCAUGAAAAACGUGAUAACGUGAAAUUCUACAUCUGUUGAAUUUUACUUAUUUGAUAUUAAUGCUUUGUUUGCUUUCUGUGUAUGCGAAUUUUUAAGUUAUAAUCGGUUUUAAGUAGUUUGAAAAUGAGCGUUGACGCAUAUGGUCCCAGUUCGCAAACCCUUACGUUUUUGGACACGGAGGAAGGAGAUUUGUUAGGUGCUGAUACUCAAGGAUCGGAUUUUGAUUUUACAGAUUUUACUUUACCGUCACAGAGCCAAACUCAAGCUUCUCAACUCGAUCAUGGACAGAGUUCGAUUCAGCUUAAUGGAAUUGGCCUCAAGUCAGACAUUUCAAAAAUAUCCACGACUACCCAAGCGCUAGCUGAUCUACAGUUUGAGGAAGACGAAGAUGAAUUAUAUGGAAAUCGUGAAUUGCCAUACCAUGCUUGUAAAUAUUGUGGAAUUCAUGAGCCCAGUACGGUAGUUAUGUGCAAUGUAUGUAAAAAGUGGUUUUGUAAUGGAAGAGGAAACACAUCAGGCUCGCAUAUCAUAAACCAUUUGGUCAGAGCUAAACAUAAAGAAGUAACAUUACAUUCAGAUGGGCCACUCGGUGAAACUGUCUUGGAAUGUUACUCGUGUGGGGUUAGAAACGUUUUUGUUCUUGGUUUCAUACCAGCAAAGGCAGACUCUGUAGUUGUUUUAUUAUGUCGCCAGCCAUGUGCAUCACAAUCAUCUUUAAAAGAUAUGAACUGGGAUCAAGAUCAAUGGCAACCACUAAUUUCAGAUAGAAGUUUUUUGUCAUGGCUUGUAAAAGUCCCAUCAGAACAAGAGCAAUUGCGAGCAAGACAGACUUCUGCUCAACAAAUCAAUAAAUUGGAAGAACUUUGGAAGGACAAUGUAGAAGCUACUUUUCAAGAUCUUGAAAAACCUGGUGUAGAUGAAGAGCCUGCACAGGUGUUGCUUCGUUAUGAAGAUGGUUAUCAAUAUCAAAAUAUUUUUGGACCCUUGGUUAAGCUAGAAGCAGAUUAUGACAAACGACUGAAAGAAUCACAGACCCAAGCUGACAUUGAAGUCCGAUGGGAUGUUGGACUGAAUAAAAAAAUCAUUGCAUAUUUUACUUUGGCAAAAACAGAUAGCGAUAUGAAGUUGAUGCAUGGAGAUGAACUGCGCCUCAGAUAUGUAGGUGAACUUCAUAAGCCAUGGGCUGGUGUUGGACAUGUUAUUAAAGUUCCUGAUAAUUUUGGAGAUGACAUAGGUUUAGAGCUUAAAGGAAAUUCAGGAGCACCUACAGAAUGUAAUUCUAACUUUGUAGUUGAUUUCAUUUGGAAAAGUACAUCGUUUGAUAGAAUGCAAAUGGCUUUGAGGAAGUUUGCAGUUGAUGAUUCUUCUGUGUCAGGUUACAUUUAUCAUCGUCUUCUUGGCCAUGAAGUUGAAGAAGUAUUAUUUCGAUGCCAAUUACCUAAACAUUUUAGUGCACCAAAUUUACCACAUUUAAAUAGAUCACAAGUCUAUGCUGUGAAGCAUGCCAUUCAGCGGCCUUUAUCACUCAUUCAAGGUCCGCCUGGUACAGGAAAAACUGUAACAAGUGCUACUAUUGUUUAUCAAUUAGUUAAACAACAUGGUGUUCCAGUUCUGGUUUGUGCACCAAGUAAUACAGCUGUUGAUCAAUUGACCGAAAAAAUUCAUAAAUCCAGCUUAAAAGUUGUUAGAUUAUGUGCAAAAUCCAGAGAGGCUAUAGAUUCUCCAGUAAGCUUUUUAGCUUUGCACAAUCAAAUUAGAAAUAUGGACACCAAUACAGAGUUAAAGAAAUUGCAGCAAUUGAAAGAUGAAACUGGUGAAUUGAGUUCAGCAGAUGAGAAACGAUAUAGGAUGUUGAAAAAAUCUUCAGAAAAAGAAUUGUUAGAAGCAGCAGAUGUAAUUUGUUGUACAUGUGUUGGUGCCGGGGAUCCUAGAUUAGCGAGAUUAAAAUUUCAUUCUAUAUUAAUAGAUGAAAGUAUGCAGUCCACAGAACCUGAGUGUAUGGUGCCUGUGGUUUUAGGGGCAAAGCAAUUAAUUCUUGUUGGAGAUCAUUGCCAGUUAGGCCCUGUUGUCAUGUGCAAGAAGGCUGCAAAAGCAGGCUUAUCCCAAAGUUUAUUUGAAAGAUUAGUAGUCUUGGGAAUAAAACCUUUUCGCCUAGAAGUGCAAUAUAGAAUGCAUCCUGAGUUAUCUCGCUUUCCAUCUAAUUUCUUUUAUGAAGGCAGUCUGCAGAAUGGUGUUUGUGCAGAUGAAAGAAAAUUAAUCAAAAUAGAUUUUCCCUGGCCUUGUCCUGAUAAGCCGAUGUUCUUUCUUGUGACACAAGGCCAAGAAGAAAUUGCAGGAUCAGGAACAUCAUAUUUAAAUAGAACAGAGGCUGCAAAUGUUGAAAAAAUUACGACCAGAUUUUUAAAAUCUGGUGUCAAGCCAGAACAAAUAGGAGUUAUAACACCUUAUGAAGGACAGAGAGCUUAUUUAGUACAAUAUAUGCAAUAUCAAGGAAGUCUACAUUCAAAAUUAUAUCAAGAAAUAGAAGUAGCGAGUGUGGAUGCUUUUCAGGGGCGUGAGAAAGAUAUAAUCAUUAUGUCAUGUGUUAGAUCAAAUGAACAUCAAGGUAUUGGCUUUUUAAAUGAUCCAAGAAGACUAAAUGUUGCUCUCACUAGGGCAAAAUAUGGAAUAAUUAUUGUUGGAAAUCCAAAAGUAUUAUCAAAGCAACCAUUGUGGAAUCAUCUGUUAACAUUUUAUAAAGAACAGAAAGUUCUAGUUGAAGGUUCCUUGAACAAUUUGAAGGAAAGCAUGAUUCAAUUUACAAAACCAAAGAAAUUAGUCAAUUCAAUGAAUCCUGGAUCUCAUUUUAUGUCAACAUGUAUGUAUGAUGCACGGGAAGCAAUGGUUCCGGGAUCAGUGUAUGAUCGCACUGGACAAAUGAAUCAAAUGUAUCCUCCAAGACCUAACGGUUUGGAUAUGUUUGCAAGGACACAUGACACAGUCAGCUACAUAUCCCAAGAAAGAGCGCAAGCAGCCCUCACAAAUAUGCCUGUUCCUGUGGGCAUGUUUAUGAAUAUGAGUCAUGUUCCUCCCAGAUUUUAUAAUCAACAUCAGCAAGCAAUGCAAGCCAGGCAAGGCCGAAGAAUCAAGCCAAACAAGGGUCGCCCUCGUGUUUCAUCUCAAGAAGGAACGCAACCCACACCACUGACUCAGGGCAUGAGUCAGAAUAUGAGCCAGCCCGGUUUUAGUUUGAGCCAAGCAGGAUUCUCACAGCCUGAUCUAUCACAAGAAUCAUAUAUGGUGGAGUAUCAAUCACAGAUGGAUGGUUUGUUGUCCCAGGAAUCAUCUUUUCCAAAUGAUCGUUCAGGGAAUUCUAAAGGACUUGGCUAUAAUUCUAAUCAGUUUUCGCAGCCGUAUUGAAAUACAUGUUCUUGGUGCUCAUAUGCAAAUCAAUAAAGUCGCGGGAGCGAUUAGUGGACAUUUGAGAGAAUAUCAAAUUCAAUAUCAUUAAAUUGAGAGUAAUACCAAAUGAGAAAAUACUAACUUUCUAACAUACACAGAGCUUAAUAAAGAUCCUACAGUUAGGCCCGAUGCUAACUGUAAAUCUGCAAAAAAAUUCUCUGUAAUAUGAAUUAGAAGUAUGUGUGUUGAUCAAAGUGAUGCUACAUAACCAAAGUAGUGUAAAACUAUUAGAGGGGAGAGAGCGAUCUAAUUUCAAUAUUGGUUGAUGCGCUUUGCAAAUACUUGGAAUAUGUCCAACUUACAUUUCCACAAACAAAACAUUUAAGGGAUAAUAACCACAUUUGUUUCUUAUUUAUGAAAUAUUUUUGCUUUGAACCAUUAUUACAAUAAUUUUAAGAUAAAUUUGAAUCAUCGUUAAUUGUUUAUUCAUACAUUGGAAAAAUUGAA
Messenger RNA from Ctenocephalides felis (cat flea), 3910 nucleotides. RefSeq names its product regulator of nonsense transcripts 1-like. Gene Ontology annotation, biological process: nuclear-transcribed mRNA catabolic process, nonsense-mediated decay. Bases 146 to 3421 code for a protein of 1091 amino acids. The record is from RefSeq and is a predicted model, not a curated record. Gene Ontology annotation, cellular component: cytoplasm. The transcript has 7 exons. NCBI's taxonomy places the organism in Eukaryota, Metazoa, Arthropoda, Insecta, Siphonaptera, Pulicidae. Gene Ontology annotation, molecular function: ATP binding; DNA binding; RNA binding.